Messenger RNA from Marasmius oreades (fairy-ring Marasmius), 1677 nucleotides. RefSeq lists its product as uncharacterized. The coding region runs from base 1 to 1677 and encodes 558 amino acids. The record is from RefSeq and is a predicted model, not a curated record. The transcript is spliced from 10 exons. Lineage: Eukaryota; Fungi; Basidiomycota; Agaricomycetes; Agaricales; Marasmiaceae.
AUGAGCUUCUUUCAAGGGGCCAAUGGGGUCUCGAUUGGCCAGGGCACGUUCAAUGCGGUUACAGGAAACCAGACAAACAACAAUAUCUAUGUUGAGGGGCAGAAGAAGGAACGUAGGAUAUAUGAUGAGUUCCCCGAUAUCCAACGCGGACUUGUCCACAGACUCAAGGACCUUGCUCACAAAGACCGUUUGUUACGCUGGAAUUCCAGCUUGAUGAACUACGAAGUAGAGUUCACAGUCGAAAGAACAACCAGCACUGCCAAAAUCCAUGGUGACAGCUCGAGUUUUAUUGUGGUGUCGUAUAAAGGGCAGGAUGCAGAAAAGGCAUGGAAAAAGGACUUUCGAGAGUUCUCUGAGACCACAAAUACAACGACAAUGCAACUGUUUGGAAUCAACCGGUCGAAGAUACCUUUGCUGAUAUUUUUUGGAGAGCUUGUGCCUCUCGCUCAUUUGUCACUCGGACAAUUUGGGCGAGGUUAUGCCUCUACAUUUGCUUUCUGGAACAUGAGCUGUGAGGAGGCUGAGAUUUGGAUAGAUCCCAAGCAAGGAACUCUUGUUCGUGGAGUGGAGGGGCCUCAUUGUGAUCUAGAUUGUUUUAUCUUUACCGCCAGGGCGCUGCCACCAAGUGUCGAACUUCUUCUCCAGGAAGAUGUUUGCUUCCGCUAUUUCUCUCGGUUGCCACUGGAUAAAGAAUUUGACCGACGCGUCAUUGAUGAGUUCCGACGGGGUUUCGAGAUAGGAUGUCACGUGGGACCUCCGAUUAUCGGUAAACCGUGCGUCUUUUCUAGUAAGACGAAUUCCAUAAUCGCAGUCGGAGAUGGCAGCCACUGGAACGGAUAUGGGUGCCUUGAAUACCAAGUCGUAAUGCCAGAUGGAAGAACACGAUUCACUCUUACAGACAAACGCUCAGAGUUGACAUUAUACUCCGAUCCAUUCGGCCAUCAUUGUGCCUGGCUCUCGCAGGCUUCGAGUGUCUUUCUUAGACUCGGAAUCUUGUUGGACGAAGAGCACUGGUCUUACGAGCUCAGUGUGCCAUAUAUCAAGUUGAAAGGAUCAACCGAGAACUCCAGCAUCCAACAGCAACGACGCUCAGAAGUUCCACCCAUCUACUUCUUCCUCCAUCCGCUUCCUCCAUUUCCACUCGGAGAUGGUUCAGUCCUGUCCAUCCACACCUGGUCUCAUGACGAAAAUGGAGAAACACCUAUCCCGCACCAUCAUUGCAACUAUCUUGGUCUACCCACCGAGCUUAGCCUGGCUAUCUGCUCGAGCAACACAUUUUACUGGCCUAGCGAGGUGUACAAAUCUAUCCACAAAUGGCAGGUUGCAAGAGGCUUUGAUCCAACCACAGCUGACUUUGCACGUUACCUCGACCACCCCAUAUAUGAAGUUCUGCUAGAGUCAGAGGCAGGCCGGUUCGAAGAGCUGAACAUAGGAUUAUCUGGUAGAUCGUCUGCCGAGGAGAGUUUGUCCCAGGAUGAUCAAUGGCAAUAUUCUACGUUGGCGGCCUGUAACACAGAAGAGGAUCCUAUGAAUGUAAACUGGCCGACACCUGCUUCCCUCUUACAUGAUACCUGUUCAUUGUCAAUGGACGUUGACGUGGAGUUAGACGAAUGCUCCAUUCGCUUCGAAGGCCUUUCCACUACGAGCGCAUCAAUCGCAGAUAUGGAGGUGGACUAA